UCUUAUUCGCGUGGUAGUCAUUAGGAGUGAUGGCAAAUGUACCGGAUGAUAAAAACAGUCAUGAGCAUGAUAAUGGAAAAAAUCCUAAUUUGAGAAACGAGGGUUUCGCUUCAUGUGCCUUAGUAAAUGCAAACUAUUGUUAUCAAAUGUCGCUCUGGUGGUGGAACACGUACUUGUAUAAUUUACAUGCUCAGGUACAAGAUCAGAACUGUGAGUGUGUGGAGCAGAGUGCGAUCGUGGAAGAUGAGUGUGAAUGCUGCCAGAAUCAAAGUGGAUUAGAUACUCGGAAAGGUCAAAUGUACCCGUGCGGAGAUUGUGCAGAAUCAAUUUAUUUUCGUGGAACACCAUGGCCACGAUCACAAGGCGAACAUUCAGUGGGUGGUGAAAAUCACCCUGACUUAAUUUUCAAGGGAGAUCUUAUAUCUGGUAGUAGUAAAGGUGCAUAUAGUAACAGUGUGAAUGAUGGCUGUGGUACUGAUGAUGUCAAUGAAGAUGAUGAUGAUAGCGAUGAGAGCAGUGAUGUUGAAAUGGAAGUUGAUGAAAACUUCAGGAAGUUUUUGGAACAAUCUGAGAGACACAGACAAGAGCGAGAGCAGAGGAAGCAAGAACUAUUGGAAGAGAAUGAUGAUUACAUUGAAGUUGGCUCAGUCCAUUUGAAUACUACCACUAGUGCUCCAACAGAACAACCAGGUUUAAAGAGAAAAGAGGAGAUGAAAACACUCUAUGGAAAACAUGCCUCCAAGAUCAUGGCUCUUGAAGCAUCACUUCAGCUGAAUUAUGACAGACAGUGUGAUGCAAGACAACCUGUUUUUUGGCCUAGUAUUCCCUUAAAGUUUUAACUU
Molecule: messenger RNA, 842 nt
Organism: Pocillopora damicornis (cauliflower coral)
Lineage: Eukaryota; Metazoa; Cnidaria; Anthozoa; Scleractinia; Pocilloporidae
Product: gem-associated protein 8
Biological process (GO): spliceosomal snRNP assembly
Cellular component (GO): SMN complex
Source: RefSeq, a predicted model, not a curated record